Messenger RNA from Echinococcus granulosus, 2238 nucleotides. RefSeq names its product putative cytosolic iron-sulfur protein assembly protein. Bases 1 to 2238 code for a protein of 745 amino acids. NCBI's taxonomy places the organism in Eukaryota, Metazoa, Platyhelminthes, Cestoda, Cyclophyllidea, Taeniidae. The record is from RefSeq and is a predicted model, not a curated record. The transcript has 15 exons. Gene Ontology annotation, cellular component: cytosolic [4Fe-4S] assembly targeting complex. Gene Ontology annotation, molecular function: protein binding. Gene Ontology annotation, biological process: iron-sulfur cluster assembly.
AUGCAGCAUGCAAGUGGGGCUGCAUUUCCCACUCCAUCACCACCACCACCCCGUGGUGUGUUACCUACCAUUCUACCUACCUCAUCGAUGCAUCAGCACCAUCACCAGCAAAAUGCCCUGAUGGACAAGUUCACUAAAUGUAGCGAAUGCUUCUCCCGCUUCACCUUUCUCUCCUUCCCUCCAGCCCUGGAGGCUACACACUCUAACAGGCAGGCAGUUGGCGACCCAUCAGCGAAAGUGAAAAGGCUCCAAACUCUCAGUCAUCACGAGGAACGUGUUUGGUGUGUUUCAUGGAAUAAUGCCGGCACGAUCCUAGCGUCCUGUGGAGAAGAUAAAUCCGUUUGUCUCUGGGUUACCGAAGGUCCUACAUGGAAGUGCGCCUUCUCUUCGACUGAUAACCACAUUCGCACUGUUCGACACGUGUCAUGGUCUCCAAGUGACAGGUACUUAGCUACUGCUAGUUUCGAUUCAACCGUUGCUAUAUGCCGUGUUGAGGUAACAGACGGAACAAUCGACCUGCUAUCUAUCGCUAUUUUGGAGGGCCAUACCAGCGAGGUCAAAUGUGUGACCUGGUCGCCCUCCGGUUGCCUCCUGGCCACGUGUGGACGCGAUAAGAGUGUGUGGAUCUGGGAAUUCGAUGACGAGGAGGACUUCCAGUGCGUCAGUGUCCUUCAACCCCACCGUGGUGACGUCAAAUACGUCUUUUGGCAUCCCAUCAAAGAGAUGCUGGGUUCCACAAGCUACGACAAUACAAUCAACUUGUACAAAGAGGAGCUCGACGACUGGGCAGUUGUUUGUAAAUUGAUUGGUCACGAGUCCACCGUUUGGAAGGCGGAGUUCUCACCAAACGGUCAGUUUUUAGCCUCCGUAAGUGAGGACACAAGCAUCAAACUUUGGCAUGAAUUGCCUGAUGAAAAGUCUCCCCAUUGGGUAUGUUUUAAAACCCUAGCAGGCUACCACAAUGCACCUGUAUUCGGUCUGGCCUGGACUCCCUGCGGUCACUAUUUAGCCACAUGUGGUGGUGAUAACUCCGUCUACGUGUUCCGGAUAAAUCUUACCCCAGGCAACCUCGUGAGUGAGGUUUCAACUGAGGAUGUGGUAGUGUGGCAACACCUUUCCAAAUCCCACGGAAGUGAUGUAAACUGUGUAGCAUGGAGGCCGAAGAUAUGCGAGCCGAAGGACGCCGUUAUGAGGGCGGCCUAUCUGCUCGCCACAGCUGGUGAUGAUCGGCAGGUGAACUUGUGGGGCAUGCCUCUCGACCUUGACUCAAUUUGUCAUGCGCUUCAUGCACAAUCUGAGGAAGAUGAGCUUGAUUGGCGCUCUUGUAAUGCUGUCUCAGACAGUCUAGUGGGACUGACCCCCAAUGCCUUCUUGGGGAUGUUAGAUUUCGGAGAUGCCAAGGCUAGUUUCGAUUCGGUCACGAUUUUCCCCGAAUUGGCCUUGAAAAUGGACGAGUGCCCUGUCGGUGGUGGGGAUCGACGUUCAUUUGAAAAAGACGGGUAUUUUGGCGGCAGUGAGACUAUUCGUGUCGGCAUCAAACGUCUACCAGUUGACCAGGCGGAUGCAGCUGCAGCACAAAAGAAGUUGAGACUCGAUGUAGUAGCGGAACAAGCACGCUACAUCGAGGCGAUCAGUCAGUGGAAUGAGGAUGAUCAGGUUGAGCUCUUCUGUCUCUUGCUCUCCCACAUGUCGCAAACACAGCGAUCUCGGAUCAAUAGCAGAAUCCGCUUUGGUGAAGAGGGAGUAGCCAUUGUCUCCGACGAUUCGCUUAGACAUGAACCGGCUUUGAAGCAGUGGUGGGAGACGGCGCAUUCUUUUCGGGGGGUGGUGGGUGCUGAGGGUGCAGGAGGGCUGGAGGCUAGUGACAGGUGGGCCCCAUCGGCACCCGCGACUCCAUUAGUGACAGCCUCAACGUCAGUCUGUGUAGGAACAACCCGAAUGCUUGGACGGUCAUGUGAGCACCAGGCUCUCACUAAGUGGCAAAUUCCCAGCCUCUGUGCGAGAAAACAGAACCUUCAUCCUCCGACACCAAUAGCACUAGGCAAGGCACCAGAGUUGAUUGGCCUUUUCGUCGCCCCAACCUGCGAUCAUUGCCACGGCGCUCAAACCUUCCCAUGGGCAGCUGAGGCAGGGUCUGCACCUCAUAGCGGUGGUGCCUUAACCCAUGCGAAUCUUCGUCGUCUCUUUGGCUACCUCUCAUCACUCGUGCACCCGAGUUCCUUGUUUGUUAGCACCUAA